CAUGAACAGAAAAACCAUUGAACAUCAUUGAUCAGCACUUCCAUUCGUUGACUCGUGUGUGAGUAGUCCGUGCCGAGCAAUCGUCUUCCGGAAGCUGGUGAGAAGCUGAGUACGUAGGUUUUGCCUCCGAGGGCCCUACUAGACUGUGGUACUGCCACGACUAUACACCAGCUUACAUAGGAGUCAGUAAGGGACACUGCGGUAUCGAGCAAGGAAAUGAGUUACUUUAAGAACCUUUGGAAAUCCAUUUUCGAACCGGGUGUAAGCCCUACGCUGGCCUAUUCAGCUCACGUUGCUUGUGCUCUGUUAUGUCUGUGUUUUGUCGGUUUGUACAUCGGCACUCGGAGUUACCACUGUCUCGUCCUUUUGGCCAUCUCAUUAGCCAUGUGGUUCAGUCUGAUUUGGUUCCUGAUGGAAUUGGCGCAUAGCAGAAUUGAAUCAGAUAUGAAGAAUGGAAAAGGCGACGGCAUUACUCUUCACGGAUUGCCUUCAAAAGCUGAUAAAGCUAAACAAGGUUAG
Schizosaccharomyces japonicus yFS275 is the source of this 519-nucleotide messenger RNA. Its product is annotated as V-ATPase assembly factor Pkr1. Gene Ontology annotation, biological process: vacuolar proton-transporting V-type ATPase complex assembly. Lineage: Eukaryota; Fungi; Ascomycota; Schizosaccharomycetes; Schizosaccharomycetales; Schizosaccharomycetaceae. The transcript has 2 exons. Bases 217 to 519 code for a protein of 100 amino acids. The record is from RefSeq and is a predicted model, not a curated record.